This is a messenger RNA of Ostrea edulis (European flat oyster), 784 nucleotides long. RefSeq lists its product as uncharacterized. NCBI's taxonomy places the organism in Eukaryota, Metazoa, Mollusca, Bivalvia, Ostreida, Ostreidae. The record is from RefSeq and is a predicted model, not a curated record. Bases 87 to 662 code for a protein of 191 amino acids. The transcript is spliced from 3 exons.
AAACGUUUACCAUAUUUGAUCCACAUUUAGUUGGGGUGAAAAACAAAAAAAUAAAACUAUUACUUAACAAACCCAUAUAUACCGGCAUGGCAAUAUUGGACAUUUCUAAGUUAUUCAUGUACCAAAUCCAUUAUGAUUUCAUCAAGAAACAAUACAAGGAAAAGGCAAAAUUAUUGAUGACUGACACCGAUUCUCUGUUUUACAGAUUUGAGGUCCAAGAUCUGUAUAAUGAGAUACAUCAACAUAUGGAUCUGUUCGAUACCUCAAACUACCCAAGAGAGCACUUCUUAUUUAGUGACAAAAACAAGAAGGUGGUUGGCAAAAUGAAAGAUGAAACAGCUGGAACUGUCGUGAGGGGAUUUGCGGGUCUACGACCAAAAAUGUAUUCCUUUGUCGUCAACGAUGGAAAAGAAGUUAAGAAAGCUAAAGGCGUUUCAAAAACCGUGGUUAGCAAAGAAAUCAUGUACAAACAAUAUGUCGACUGCCUUUCUAACGGUGAAUAUGAAAGACAUAAUAUGCGCUCUAUACGAAGUGACAACCAUAACUUGUAUCUAAAAUCCAUCCAUAAGGUAUCUCUCUCAUCAUUUGACGACAAACGAUAUUGGCUAGAACCAUGUGGAAUUGAGGGUUAUUCCUAUGGUCAUUAUAAAAUAAAUGAAUAAGUUUUCAUGUUUGUAUUCACAUAUUUAUUGCAAACAUUCUUGUUACAAUGUAUAUAAUGAAUUAAAGGUUUUACAAAUAAUGAUCUCUUUAAUUUAUUCACAAAGUGAGGUAUGGUCUAUAU